CUCGGCGUCAAGUGCGCCAAGGAGGCGGCCACGGCCAACCGCGGCGGCAUCAUCCUCGCCAAGCUCUCCAUCGUGCCCGUCAGGAGGGGCUACUGGGGGAACAAGAACGACCAGCCCCAUACCGUCCCAUCGUCAGUACGGUGCGUGCCUCCCCUUCUUCCCCCUUAUCCUCUCCCCUCCGCUCGGGGAGAAGAGGAACCCAACCGAAUCAAAUCCAGGGGAGGAGAGGCAAUCUGUAGAUAGAUAGAUGGAUUGGUGGAAGAACCCCCAAAUCGAAUCCAUCCUCUUUGCUUUGGUUAGAAUUAGCUGGUGGCUGCCUUUUUGUUGAUUAGAAUUAGGUGCCGUGGGGAUGUUCCCGUGGUUGGAUCCGUUCCGAUGUUCCCGUGCGUGGAAUCAGCAGCAAAGUGGAGGAAUUUCAGGCGGAGGAAGGAUUUGGCCGGCAGCUCAGGUGCCCGCCCCCUGGGGGUCUGAAAUCGUGGCCGCCCGCGUCCCCCAGAAGGUGCUGCAGUUCGCCGGCAUUGAUGAUGUCUUCACUUCCUCUCGUGGAUCCACCAAGGUUCUACAGAUCAUCUCCCUCUUUGUUUGGGUCAAAGGAAAUUGUAUAUUGCCUGUUUUGAUAAGUUGGACAAGAGGCUGUCAGUUCUGUUCAUGGUUGCACAUAUGCUCUGUUACUGUAUUAAGAAAGCUGCAGCCUGCCCAAGGGGCUGUCAAUCCACCAGAAAUGGAAUCGCCACCUUCACAGCAGAACAUCACGCGCGAGUGGUCGAUGGACUGCCAAUGCUGCUCCAAAGGGGGCUGACCUUCACCUCCCCGUGUCCCUGAACAAGAUGGACCAACGAGUUGUGACCAUGUCCUCUGCGAGAAGUGCAUCAAGGUGGCCAUCAAAUUGUCGCUGCUACUACUGCUCGACCUGUGCUCUGAACGGGGCUGACACCGCGUGCUGC
Triticum dicoccoides is the source of this 944-nucleotide messenger RNA. RefSeq lists its product as uncharacterized. The transcript is spliced from 4 exons. Gene Ontology annotation, biological process: translation. The coding region runs from base 350 to 799 and encodes 149 amino acids. Gene Ontology annotation, cellular component: ribosome. The record is from RefSeq and is a predicted model, not a curated record. Gene Ontology annotation, molecular function: structural constituent of ribosome. NCBI's taxonomy places the organism in Eukaryota, Viridiplantae, Streptophyta, Magnoliopsida, Poales, Poaceae.